This is a messenger RNA of Didymodactylos carnosus, 1050 nucleotides long. NCBI's taxonomy places the organism in Eukaryota, Metazoa, Rotifera, Eurotatoria, Philodinida, Philodinidae. The record is from the annotation of a GenBank genome assembly.
AUGGAUAAACAGUGUAUACGCUACUAUAUAAAAGCUCGCUCGUUACUCGGCUUAAAUGCUACUCAAAUCCAUGACGAAUUGAUCACUGCUUACGGUCAAGACUACGUAUCGUAUCCUACGGUUGCCCUCUGGCUUCAUGCUUUUUCAAGUGGACGAGAGUCGCUUGAAGAUGAUCCACGGAGCGGUCGUCCAAUAACCGCCGUCACUCAAGAAAAUAUUGACGCUGUUCAAGAUCUAGUUAAUGAUGAUCCACAUAUUAGUAUUGAUUAUAUUGCCGACAUCUUGGAUAUAUCCUGUGGCAGUGUGGAUACAAUAUUGAAACAACAUCUACGGUUAAGUAAAGUAUCGUCAAGAUGGGUGCCUCAUGAACUGACACAGGAACAACGGCAGCGACGUGUGACUAUCUGUGCUGAAAAUUUGGAGAAGCUUGAAAGCGGUGUAUGGCGUCUGUGUGAUAUAAUAACCGGCGAUGAGACGUGGGUUUACCAUCGCAGAAUUGAAUCAAAACAACAAUCGAAAGCAUGGAUAGCAGAAGGAGAAAGUCCUCCAACUGUUGUUAGAAGACAACGAUAUGAAAAAAAAACAAUGUUUGUUAUCUUUUUUAUGACAACUGGACCAUUACUUAUUCAUCAGGUUCCUUCUGGAGUAUCUAUUGAUGCUGCCUAUUAUCGUGAUGAAUGUCUGAAACAGUUCCUUAACAAGUUAUUGAAAAAAAGACCAUCAUCAGGCACAAACGGUAUCAAGCUUCAUCAUGACAAUGCAAGACCGCACAUAAAAGAUAUCUUUAUUAAUUAUCUUCAAGAAAAAAAAAUCAAACUUAUGGCUCAUCCACCAUACUCGCCUGACCUUACUCCAUCAGACUUUUGGUUGUUCAGCUAUCUUAAAGAUAGACUUAGUACCUAUCCGGAUGAAACAAGUUUGGCAAAAGCAAUAACCAAGGAGCUCAAUUCGAUACCGGUUGGCGAAUACAAAAAGACAUAUCAAAAGUGGAUUGAGAGGAUGACACUUUGUGUCGAGCAUCACGGUGAUUACUUUGAACAUUUGUUGUAG